AUGAUUACUCCUAAUGCCACAGCAGGUCCAAAAGGCAGUCGGGCAAAAGUCAUAUCUGAGUUGCGCGAGGCACAACGAAAGUCCCAUGUCCCAGCGUCUCGGGAUGACAGGGAGGCGUCGGCUGGCUUCGAUUCCUUCACAAGAACCUCUGGACUGCUGCCGCCGGAACUGAUUGCAACAUGCACCGACUUCUUCUUUACGAACAUGUACGGGACGAUGCCAAUCGUCGGUCGCCGAAGUAUCGUCGACAUGAUUAGCGAAAUGGACAACAACCUGGAAGCAUACUGUCUCAUCGCAUCGCUCUGCGGGUACAUGCUGAUACAACCCAACCUUGACCUGAAACCCGAAAGCCUUGGGCCGAUGGAACUGCCAGCGCAAUCCACCCUCCAGCUUGGACGCAUCCUACUCCGUGAGGCCAUAAAUGCCAGAAAGCAUCUGGACUACGUCGAGAGCCCCUCGAUCCGGUCAGUCGUAACGUCUUUCUUCCUGUUUGGCAGCUACUUCUGCCUCGAUCUGCAGGGGACGGCUUGGUUCCACUUACGAGAAGCGACUACGCUGGCGUUGACGACCGGUAUGCACGAGGAGUCGACAUACGCACAGCUGGACCGAGAGGGGAGCUCACGGCGACGUCGGCUGUACUGGCUCUUGUUUGUCACCGAGCGGGCAUAUGCCCUCCAGCAACAUCGUCCUCUGUCGCUACACGCAACGAUUGAUCUGCCCACACUGCAAGCUGAUCAGGUGGAGACAGAGCUCAACGGCUUCCUCCAUCUCGUGAGCCUGUUUCGACCUUUCGAUGAUACAUUCGUGGGCUUGUGGAACAAAGCACGUACCGGAUGCUCGACAGAAUGGUUGGCCACCUUGCAAAAGCAGCUGUCUGAUGCUCUUCCGACAUACAUCCAGAGCACAGAAUGCCAGGCUGUCGAUCUGAAAGUGUCGCAGCAAUGGCUUAGAACCAUGGUCUGGCAGCUGUCAAUCAGUCAUGGCUAUCUGUCUUCGAGGGCGAUUGAGCAGUCGAUGAGCUUUCAUUUCCCGAUUGAGGUUUCGCGGGAGCUCGUAUCGGCCACGAGCAAGUUCUCGCACGAAGCGAUGGAGACGCAUGGCAUAGGUCUGCUCGAAAAGCUCUUCGACAUCAGCUGCACCCUAGCCGAUGUGAUAUCCUACGUACCCUACGAGCAGCAAUUCUUCGACUCCUACGGACCUCGAGAGUACCUGCACCAACUCAUGUCCCUCAUCUCAACCCUCCGUGGCGGUCAAGAAAGGUACAUGCCGCUCCUACUUUCUAAGAUCAACGACACCAUGCCCAACGCUCCAGGCUAUGCUCUCAAUUCGGUCGCAACCAGCUCGCAUGAGGAGGAAAUGUAUGACCGAAGUGAGGCAGCUGGUAGCAGCAGUGGAUCCUCAGGAUUUGGAAGUCCUCCUCUCAGAGUGCCGGAGCAACAGCGGUCGAAUACUUUCAAUGGAUUCACUGCAGACUAUGCGCCAGCCUUGAAUGCCAAUGUUUCGCAGAGCUUCGCUCAGCCGCUGGCGACUACGAACUUGGAUUACCUGGACUUGCCAUUGACUACCGCUCCCUUUCAGAUGUUCGCGGAGCCAUUGGUAUUUCCGGAAGUCAGUGGGCAUGUCAGCUAUGACUCCAGCAGUGAUAUGUAG
This is a messenger RNA of Saxophila tyrrhenica, 1650 nucleotides long. RefSeq lists its product as uncharacterized. The record is from RefSeq and is a predicted model, not a curated record. Lineage: Eukaryota; Fungi; Ascomycota; Dothideomycetes; Mycosphaerellales; Extremaceae. The transcript is spliced from 2 exons. Gene Ontology annotation, molecular function: zinc ion binding; DNA binding. Gene Ontology annotation, biological process: DNA-templated transcription. The coding region runs from base 1 to 1650 and encodes 549 amino acids.